UUAACACACAUUUAAUUUAGCUAGAUGGAAGGCAACAACAAUACUAGCAAGCCUAGUAGAAGGGGUGGCGUUACAUCACCUUAUAGAGGUGUUAGAAAAAGGAAAUGGGGGAAAUGGGUGUCCGAAAUUCGUGAGCCAGGGAAGAAAACAAGAAUAUGGCUAGGGAGUUUUGACACACCAGAGAUGGCGGCCGCUGCGUAUGAUUCAGCUGCAUUGCACCUCAAAGGCCAUGCAGCAAAGCUAAAUUUUCCAGAGUUGGUCGAUUUUCUCCCUAAACCAGCAAGUUGUAGCCCUGACGAUAUACGUUUUGCAGCUCAAGAAGCUGCAUUAACAGUCAAGAGAAAUUCUGAGGAGAUGGCAAGUUCAAGUGCAACUAAUAAUCUAGCACCAGUAACUAUAGGACUAUCUCCAAGUCAAAUUCAAGCUAUUAAUGACUUCCCAAUGGAUUCACCAAAAAUGUGGAGUGAUGUGACUAGAGAAUAUGUUGGAGAAGAGACAAUGUUUACUUGCAACGAUUAUGAAAUGAGUGAUUAUGAAGAAAUUGAUGAUUGCCUUUGGGAUUCUUGAACGAACUGACUAUUGAUUCUUAAUUCGCCUAUGAGAAGAACAAAAGAAAGUAAUAUAUUUUAUCCUAAUAUAACGUGUGCUAUUAUAUUGAACAAACAUUGAGAGUGUGAUGUUUGUACUAAUUAAUUUCCAUGGUGUGCCAUUUAAUUAACUUUCUUAUUGAUUGGUGUCAAUAGUGAUGAACAAAUGCUUAAUUGCCUUUGUUCUUUAAGGUUGUCCCGGAGCAUCAAAAUGGGUUGGUUUUUUUGACACCUCUUUUUGUGUUGCUCCACUAAUAUUGUAGUGAGUGAAGGAAAGCUUCUUGUACUGUACUGUAAUACAUAGUUGAUUUGCCCUAAUAAAAUAUU
Nicotiana tabacum (common tobacco) is the source of this 914-nucleotide messenger RNA. RefSeq names its product ethylene-responsive transcription factor ERF021-like. The record is from RefSeq and is a predicted model, not a curated record. Gene Ontology annotation, biological process: regulation of DNA-templated transcription. NCBI's taxonomy places the organism in Eukaryota, Viridiplantae, Streptophyta, Magnoliopsida, Solanales, Solanaceae. Gene Ontology annotation, molecular function: DNA-binding transcription factor activity; DNA binding.